This is a messenger RNA of Guillardia theta CCMP2712, 1620 nucleotides long. RefSeq lists its product as hypothetical. The transcript has 4 exons. The record is from RefSeq and is a predicted model, not a curated record. Lineage: Eukaryota; Cryptophyceae; Pyrenomonadales; Geminigeraceae. The coding region runs from base 1 to 1620 and encodes 539 amino acids.
AUGUCGUCAAAGGAAGAGGGAGACAUGUUGGAACAAUUAGGAGAGUCAAGCUUUGAGGGAUUGAACGAUUUUUUCGGCACGCCUGAGGUCAUGAUUAGGCGCAGGACUCGAACGUCAUGUGAGAUUAUGAAUGGAUCAUGCCAGUCCCCGUUAAACAACAGCCGAUCUGCUCUGCGAGAGAUCACCAACCUGUCUGCACGAUCUGCUCCUUCCUCAGCUCUCAGUGUGAAGCAUGAGGAGAGCAGCAGAGACAGGUUCCCUUGCGACGCCUCUCCCUCUCCCUCCUCCUGUGGCGAUCGCAUGUGCAUUGAUGAAAUCACCCACGAAUUCGCCGGGGACGAGACGAGGCCAAGGGAGGAGGAGGAGGAGGAGGAGGAGGAGGAGGAGGAAGGGAGGCAAGAGCGGGAGGAGGACGCGAGUGAGUGUCUGUUCAAGACGCUCAAGGCGUUGGAGGCCUCGCUAUCCGGUGCUCCCUCCCCUCCCCAUCUUGAGUCAGUCUACCAGAAGAUCCUGAUGGAAGCCCUGCACCGCCUUCCCCGGACACCCAUGAGGAAGGAGGAGCUGAAGGGUGGGCUCAAGGAGGAGGAAGCACUGUGCAGCGAGUCGCAGGUGAAGGUGCUGGAGGAGGAGCUGAAGGAGGAGAGGAAGAGGAGGAGCGAGGUGGAGAGGCAGUUGACAGCGCUGUCGGAGAAGACGUCAUCCUGGAACGGUGCAAGCAGUGCCAGAGCUCGGGAGAUGGACCGGCUGAGGGAGCAGCUCAAGACGCAAGACAGAGUCAUCCAGGUGCUCUGCAGGAAAAUCCCCUGUAAGGAAGUUCUGGAGAGUGUAGCGCAGUCGAGAGGAGAAGAGGAGGAGGGCACCACGAUGCAAGUCAUGGUCCCCAUCCUCGAGGAGAAGUCCUUCUGCUCCCCCGAGACCAGCACCCUCGUCAGGAUCACGCAGGAGCUCUGCUCGCUGCGAGAGCAGGAGAGCGACAGACAGGAGCUGGAGGAGGAGGUCCUUGCGGCAGAGAAAAGGUGCGAAGACCUCGAGAGGGAGAGGAAGGAUGUGUGCGAGUCGAAGAGCAUCAUCAAGCGCCUUCAGGAGGAGCUGUCUGCUUCCUUUGUUAGCAUGCAGGAGGAGGUGCCGGGAAGUGCCUCGGUGACGAGAACGUCGAAGCUGCUCGAGGACGCUCUGGCUGACCUUGACAGGCUCAAGACUUCUCCUCUCUCCGCCUCCCUCCGAUCUUCGGUCAACAGGAGCUCCGUGAUCGAGGAGGAGGAGGAGGAGGAGGAGGACGACAGUGUGGCUCUUGGGGGGACCAAGGCCUCUUUCCUCCCACCUGCCUCCCAGUGCGAGUCGCUGGCAGAGGAGUGGGAGAAGUGUUGGUACGACCCCGAAGACCAGGAGGAGGAGGAGCAUACAGGGUUGACCCCGCAGAAGAAAUUUGGAGACGUAGAAGUCGCGCCUCAGCCUCCAGCGGCAGCGGCAGCGGCAGCGGCAAGAAGAGGAGGGAGGGGAAUGUUGACAGUCAUGGUUCGUUGGACCCUUGAGAUCGGUGUUAUCAUCCUCCUCCUCAUCUUCGCUGAUUUCUUCCUCCUCGCUGGCUCCUCGUCCGGCAGACUACCAUCGAUCGUGUGA